Molecule: messenger RNA, 4788 nt
Organism: Synchiropus splendidus (mandarinfish)
Lineage: Eukaryota; Metazoa; Chordata; Actinopteri; Syngnathiformes; Callionymidae
Gene: socs6a
Product: suppressor of cytokine signaling 6
Exons: 3
Coding region: 383-1975 (530 amino acids)
Biological process (GO): phosphatidylinositol phosphate biosynthetic process; intracellular signal transduction; protein ubiquitination
Cellular component (GO): phosphatidylinositol 3-kinase complex
Molecular function (GO): 1-phosphatidylinositol-3-kinase regulator activity
Source: RefSeq, a predicted model, not a curated record
GCACAAAGGAAGAAAGGAAGAGGCCGAACGCCACCAACUGUUAGCCGACCUGGACUGAGAGGUGACACCGUGCUGGGAGAGUGUCGUCUGCUGCCCGUAGCUGCUCGUUAAAUCGAUAGGAGAUCAAACAAUGCACACGUCCGGCUCUUUUGCUUGGACGCGGGGGCUCGUUUAACGAAAGGAUCAAAUGAAAGAGGGUGGAAAUGGAACUUGACCCAACCAGUCAAGUAGAGUCACCAUUUUCUUCGUCAUAAUGGGUUGGAUGGGUUCCUUGUAUGCAUGACUUGUUUUGAGCGGCCUGAUGGGAAGACACUGUGGAUAGUCCUUUCGUCGGGAAACAAGGAGAGUCAUCCCAUGCCCCCGCUUCGGAGGGCCUGUCAGUAUGAAGAAGAUAAGCCUUAAGACCAUCCGCAAGUCCCUCAGCAUAAAGGGCAAAGAGGAUGGCAACUUCGUCAUGCUCCAGCAGCCCUCGGUGACCGCCGAGUUUUCAAAGGAAGAGUCGCUUUUUGGCGGCUGUUAUACCAAAGACCUGUCGGGCUGUGAUCUUGGCAGCGAAGACGACAAGAGUGGGCAAAAUAAGGGUCGUUCAAAAAGCGAGGGGAUUAUGGGAUCUCUGAAGAGAAGGCUGUCUGCCAAGCAGAAGGCGAAGGGGAAAGGUGGCUCUUCGACUAUUGGCUCAGUGGAUGAUGAUGACACCUUCUCUUCAUCCUCUGCCCCGAUUAGCUUCAAUGAGGUGAAAGCCCAAAGGCCUCUAAGAUCUGCGUCACUACACAGUCACCAUUACAGCCCCUCGCCCUGGCCGUUUCGACCAGUCAACUCUGAGGAUGCUUGUAUCAAGAUGGAGGUAAAGGUGAAAGCCAUGGUUCAUUCUCCUAGUCCAAGUCCCAAUCUCAACGGCGUCCGCAAAGACUAUCAUGAUCUACAGAUGGAAGGGCUUUUCCAUGACCAAGCAGAGUCCCUAAAAAACGGUGAGCUGCACCUGAACAUUGAUGAAAAUGAUGUGCCUGUGGUGCUGGGGCUAACGCCUCAGGACUAUAUUCAGUACACAAUGCCUUUAGACGAGGGAAUAUACCCAGAAGGAUCACAUUCUUGCUGCUUAGACACCUUGUCUCCUAUGGAGGUGGUGGCCGAGGCCGACACUAGGUCUAUACUUGCCGACCAGGGUCAAGAGGAUCACGAACUGGAUAAUGGAUUGUCACCAGACUUGUUUAUGGACACUUCAGUGAAUAGUCUUCUCAUCAGUUCUGCCAGUUUGAUGCUCCACAGCUCGAGGGUAGACAUCCCGCCACCUCUCACUCCGCCCUUGCCACCUUCAGGAAGCCAUGGACAUAUCCCGAGGACUUUUUCAGGGUUCAGCUCAUCAGACAGCCAGGUUGCUGAGAGAGUAAGACAUCACCUCAACUUUGACCCCAAUUCAGCUCCUGGGGUAAGCCGGGUUUAUGACUCCGUCCAGAGUAGCGGUCCUAUGGUGGUGACCAGCCUGACUGAGGAGCUAAAGAAACUAGCGAGGCAGGGCUGGUACUGGGGCCCCAUCACCCGUUCGGAGGCGGAGGAGAAGCUGGUGAACUUGGCGGAUGGUUCAUUCCUAGUUAGAGACAGUUCGGACGACAGGUACCUGCUCAGCCUCAGUUUCAGGUCACAGGGGAAAACCCUUCACACCCGCAUUGAACACUCGAAUGGACGCUUCAGCUUCUACGAGCAGCCAGACGUGGAGGGACACACGUCCAUAGUUGAGCUCAUUGAACACUCCAUCAAAGACUCAGAGAAUGGAGCUUUCUGUUAUUCCAGGUCUCGAAUAGCAGGAUCUGCAACCUACCCCGUCAGACUCACCAACCCAGUGUCUCGGUUUAUGCAAGUGCGCUCUCUGCAGUACCUCUGUCGCUUUGUCAUCAGACAGUACACAAGAAUAGACCUUAUCCAGAAACUGCCCUUACCCAACAAGAUGAAAGAUUACCUGCAGGAGAAGCACUACUGAGGACACGUGUGGGACAGCGGUGACAUUUUUGCACUUUUGUCUUCUGUUAAGAGAUUUAAUCAAGGUUUACACACUAGAAUGGUGGCGGUUGUUUCCAUGCGACAGUGUUGGGAUUCAGUUUGGAUCUGCAGCUGUUCGUCAUACACCGGCAGAUGUAACCUAUUCCAUUAUUUAGCCGACGAAUAAAACCCACCGGUGUUUUUAUUCAAUGCACUCUUGAGACACUCAAUUCGAGCCUUUGCCGCCUCCAGGAAUGAUUGGAUAUCAUUGUCUUUUUCCAUUACGUGCUUCGAAAGGCAGUUGUUUACAUGAAAAAGUGGGGCGUCAUACUCCACCAUUCUGCACAUCAAAUCUGUUUGUGAUUAUGAAAGAAAUGUGGAACUAUGGUUUCAAAAAUGUUGAUUUGACAUUGGCAAUCGAAAUUGUGUUGUUUGCAGAAACCGUAAUGUCAAUCAUAGUGAUGGCAAUUGUGUUUCAGGAUGAUCUGUACGCAGGUACAGGUCCGACAGGUUCAUAAAGGAUACACCGUCUUUAGCUCUUUUUAAUGCACAGGAUUUUUUUCUUCACAAUUAUAAGAAUCUAGAGGAGAAAUGCCAGUCAUUUAUUUAUGAUGCUCCAUGUUAUUCUGUUGCGAAAACCGUUUCUAAUGAAGAUCUGAUGCAACUUCCCCCGGAAAAUGCUUUCUUCACAUUUUUCAUGGUGCAAUCGUACUUGCGAUGACCUGCAUGGGCUUUGAUGUGCAAAAUGAGUGGAGUUGAGUCUUAAGCUCUCCAGCUGAAUCUUUUAAUUCAAUAAUGAAUGUCCAAAAUAUAGCUUGGAGGUCUGUAAUAUCCCAGCCACACCAGGAAUUCUUUGGUUUGUCCUCUACAGCUCGAUAGGUUCUGAUAAAAUGACAGAAUUGACAUCUCGGCUCAAAACAUUUUUAUUGUAACACCAUUUGAAUACGUCUUUUCUUUGAACUAGUCCACACAGCUGACCAAGUUUCUUUGUCCAGAUGUGCCCAAGAAAUUCUACUGUGGCUACUAAGUUUUGAGCCAAAUCACCUAUCUCAUGUCUGAAUACAGUGGUACUAAUAAUGCUGGAGAUUCACUCUGUGCUUUGGGAGAAGCGGCAAAUAUUCCUCUUUGUACUUUUCUGUUAAGCAACGGGAAUGUAACACAAACUGCACAAUUGCGGGCCAAUUCCAGACAAAGGCAAACUCCUCAAGACUUCGAUCUGCAUGUAAUGGCAGCUUCUAUAUUAAAGGCUUAGUUGCCAAGUGUAGAUGGGAUGAGAAGUUGUGACGCCAUGCGAAUAUAAACAAGCUGCAAUAAGAUUGAAUCAUGACCUAGCACUGGCUGUUUUUGUCACCCAUUAUCAGCGAUUAACCUGACUCCGACCGAUUAAGUGAAAAAAGUUGUCUUUGCAUCGAGGCGGGGUUUGAACAUCAGCCUAGAAAGAGCUGCAUGGCCGAUUGUUAGUCGAAAGGAGAGCAACGUUAUUGUCUCUGCUGAGCUGCAUUACGUCCCAACUUGCUGUUUGAACCAGAGCUAAGGGAAGAGCACACAGUUUGCUACGCAAGUGCUUUAUUAUAACCUGACAGGGAAUUGUUUCUAUGAAUGAGCUUCUUUUGACAUCCAUGACCUUAAAAGUAUUCAAAACAAAUUGUUGGUUAGGCUGCGGGAGCAUAUAUGUAGUUUUGGUUGACUGAAGUUGACAAAGCUAAAGGUAGAUUUCAAAUGAUGUUGCAUGUUUUAAAGUCUUAGAAGCAUUUAAAGCUUUGAGUUGUAUAGGAAUGAAGGAUCUAGAUAGUGUUUGGCAGUGUAGGGGGGGAUGGUUUUUUUUCCAAACAAACAUUGGUUGAAGAUAUACAAGAUAUGUACUGUUAUCCAUCAGGAGCUCUUCGAGGGAGGAGGCGUGUUCGCUUGUUUCAGGCAUCAGUUCCCAGCAGUUUCAGAUGAAAAUGAGUUGCUCAUGAAUGUUCGGGUGAUAUACAUGGAUGUGUACCUGCCUUCACUUGCCCCCCUCCAUGUAUUUUACAGUUUCACAUUUGUUCUUUAGCUCUUCAUUUUCUGUUUAGAUGGAGUCUAUCAUGUUUUUGUGUUGUGACAUCAGUGGGCUCGAGUGCACGGCACCAGCAUUGUUUCAAAGCCUGCGCUUUGCUCAUGGGCUCUCCAAGGAAUAGGAUCACAGCCAGAAUGUGGAUGUAAAUUUGAUUUUACUUUUCGUUUGCAUGCGUGUUAUUUUCAGUUCAAAUGUGAAAGUUUUGUCAUUCAGUGUUUCCUUUGUGUUUUUUUUGUUUUCAAAAGAAAUUCUUCAUGCAAUUUUUUGACAAGCUGGAACUUCCAUACUUUGCUUCAACGUUUUUUUUUUUUUUCUUUAAUUCUACUGGUGAAACACGAAAAUGUCUCGGUGAAGCAUCUCCACGAGUAAACAUGAGUUAUUACGAGCUGAUGUUUGGCCCUCACGGAAACAUCCUGGUACAGAUCGGAAGACUAUUUUAUUUGAAAUGUGUUAGGACACAUUUGUGCUGCUUACGGAUAUGAUUGCCUUUUCUUGUGUUUAACAACAGGGAAACAGAAUGUCACCAAUUUAGAAGUACAAAAACACUGACUUCAGUUUUCAUCUUGGGAGAGAAGUAGCUUGAGCUACUUCGUCAGAUGGAGAGCAUCGUAGCGGUAAUUUCCCCCCCGUAGAAUAACUGGUUCAGGCCAGUUCUCAUUGGUUGUCAAUUUUCCGAAAUUGUCUUUUGUAUAUUUUCUCUUCAAAUCAACAGUGAUUUAUUGCACAUUUUGGAUACAGUCUGAAAGGUUUUUGUAUCUGCCGAUUAAUAA